AUGGACCCUACAAACACCCAGCAACAAUACGGGAAUACCCGUCAGACGCCCUCUUCCCAGCAUGGCCCUGCUGCCUCAGUUGUAGGGAUUGGUAGUCCCUCUGAUGGACUAGAUGACUUUGAUCUUCAAUUGCGAAAAGAUUGUGCAAUUGGAUCCGUCCCUUUUAGUAUUGGUAAUGGUGGUCUUAACAUGAAUGGUGUUGUUCCAUCUCCUUCACCCACUAUGGCAUGUCCUGCCGCUAUGUUUUCUUCUGUGGCCACAACCAGUAGUGGAUUAUCUGCUCUCAUGAGUAACCCGCAAACACUUCGUUGCAUGGUAGAUGAUUUGGCCCAAGUGAUUUCCCGAUAUCUUUCCACCUAUGUGGAGCCGCAGCCAGAGAAAUUAAGUGAUGAACACAAACGCUAUUUACUUAUGCAGUUUACGGAUGAAUUACAGCGGCAGGGAAUGGCACAGGCCCCUGGAGUGGCGGGAAGUACAGAUGGACGCUGGACUAUUGACAAGGAGGUGCUGCUUUCACUGCGAAAUGGAAAAGAUGGACAGCGGCCAGCAGGAGCGGAGGUGGCGCGGCCCCAUCAUCCAUUCGCCGGGUACUGCGGGGCCAACAGCAUUAGCCCGCGCGUCUCGACACAUCCACCAUGGAUAGGGACCUCACCAAACCCCACUAAUACUAAUACUAAUACUACUACUAACAAUAAUAACAAUAAUAAUAAUACUAAUGCUAAUAACAUUGGUCGUAGUAGUCAUGGUGUGAAUGAAACACAGAACCCCGCGGUGUUAGGCAUGCCCACGUUGGCAAAGCCAUCUCUAACUGUAAUGACACUGAACAAACGCAUAGCUACUGGAGACGUGAUCCGUCCACAACCACAACAUCCACGGAAUGGAGGGAAAGGAACUUUAGAACGUCGGUAUCUCGUGGGAAACACAAAGAAGGUUCUUCGUUCCGCCAGCUCUGCGUUUUCUGAGUGCUCUGCGGGAGAAACAGGAGAGGUCAGCAGCUCCAUGUCGCGUACAACUGUUGGAUUGGCACACUGA
Messenger RNA from Trypanosoma theileri, 1032 nucleotides. RefSeq lists its product as uncharacterized. Lineage: Eukaryota; Euglenozoa; Kinetoplastea; Trypanosomatida; Trypanosomatidae. The record is from RefSeq and is a predicted model, not a curated record. The transcript has a single exon. The coding region runs from base 1 to 1032 and encodes 343 amino acids.